Messenger RNA from Trichomonas vaginalis G3, 1356 nucleotides. Its product is annotated as major facilitator superfamily transporter. Bases 1 to 1356 code for a protein of 451 amino acids. Gene Ontology annotation, molecular function: sucrose:proton symporter activity. Gene Ontology annotation, biological process: transmembrane transport. NCBI's taxonomy places the organism in Eukaryota, Parabasalia, Trichomonadida, Trichomonadidae. The transcript has a single exon. Gene Ontology annotation, cellular component: membrane. The record is from RefSeq and is a predicted model, not a curated record.
AUGAACGAUCCAUUAAUAGAGCCUACAAAGCAUUAUUCCUCAUGCAAAAUUUUCUGUAUCACAAUGUCAUGCCUAGCAUUCCAAGUUGGCUGGACUGUUGUGUUUGGACUUGUAGAUCCUUUAAUGACUGACUUAAAUCUAUCAAAAGUUACUAAAUUCAUAGCUUGGUCAAUUGGACCAAUUACAGGUUUCUUCGUUCAGCCAAUUAUAGGUUAUUAUUCCGACCGCUGCAGAUCCCGUUUUGGUCGCCGUCGUCCAUACUUGUUUUGGGGUGGAGUUGGAACAUUUAUUGGUCUUGGUGGACUAUUUGCUCUAUACAUGCUCAGAGAGAAAUGGUCCCAUAAUUUAAUCACUCCAAUCUUACUAAUUGUUAUUGCUGUUACAUAUAUUUCGAUUAAUACAUUCCAAAGCCCAGCUCGUUCUAUUAUUGGCGAUAUACUCCCACCAGACCAAAGAACAAGAGGUUUUGCAUUUUCAUCAAUUUUAAUUGGAAUUGGCGCAGUUGUUACAAAUCUUCUUGGCGGUAUUGGCUACUUUGUUAAUAGUCCAUCAUAUCAAAAGAAAGUUUUUCCAAUUACUUUAAUUCUUUCAACGGUCACAAUUGUAAUUUCACUCGCUACUACAAUUAUUGUUGCAAAUGAGAAGCAAUUUACAGAAGAAAUCGAAAAAGGCAGUAUCUUUGACUUGAAGUCAAUAUUUCAUAUGUCCAAAGUUCAAACUAGGGUUUCUAUCGCUCUUAUGACUUCAUGGGCAGCUUUUACAGGCUUUUCAAUUAAAUUAACUACAUUUUACUCAAAAGAAGUUUUCCCAGAUGAUAAUAAUAAGGGCUUGUGUUUCGGAUUGGUUGUGAACGCACUUGUUAACACUUUAGCCUUCCUGUAUGGUGCAAUCCAUGAGAAAUUUGUUAAUACUUUAGGAACAAAAAUGGCAUAUUUUGUUUCUCACUUUUUAAUGUUCGGAAGCUUACUUGGCGUAUUAUUUGCAAAGAACAAAUGGGUGUUUAUGGCUUUGAUGGCACCUCUUGGCAUGGGAUCAACAGUUUUCAAUACAAUUCCAUUUUCUAUUGUUACUGCAGACUCCACACCUCAAUCAUUAGGUAAAAACAUUGGAGCUCUUAAUAUUUUCCUUGUUCUUGGCCAACAAAUUGCAAACCUUGUUAUUAUUGCAGUUGGAUAUAUUCAUAAGAAGUGGGAUUGGUUAAAUCAAAGAGUUGGUGAAAACCAAGCUUAUAUAGGCUCCGGUUUUGUUGCUAGUGCGAUUGCCUGUGUUUUAUCUUUUUGGAUUAUUGUUCCAAAGGGCGAAGAAGGAGCUAUUUCAAUUACAAGCUCAGAAGAAAAAUAUGAACAACUCAAAUGA